UAGUAAAUCGAUAAGUUUCAUUUUGUACAUAUCUAAUUUGUUCGAAUGCUAAAUUUUUUGCUACUGUCUGAAAAAGAAGGUGUAUAUUGGAAAAUUGUAGUGGUGGUGGAAUAUUAUACUGUUCAGGGACUAAAUAUUGAGCGGCACUUUAGAUAUUAAUAUCGACAUAAAAUCUUUCUUCCUAUAAAAGUAAUAGAAGAUUUGGUCUAAAAAUGUCUGAAUUACAAUCGUCUUUAUUAUUAAAAAAACAAUUAGCAGAGUUGAAUAAGAAUCCUGUUGAAGGUUUCUCGGCAGGAUUGAUUGAUGAGAACGACAUAUUUCGAUGGGAAGUUCUCAUAAUAGGACCACCGGAUACACUUUAUGAAGGUGGCUUUUUCAAAGCACAUUUAUAUUUUCCGAAGGAGUACCCUCUGCGCCCUCCCCGAAUGAAAUUUGUGACGGAAAUAUGGCACCCUAACAUUGAAAAGAAUGGUGAUGUUUGUAUUUCCAUUUUACAUGAACCAGGCGAUGAUAAAUGGGGUUAUGAGAAAGCAUCUGAACGCUGGUUGCCAGUACAUACUGUUGAAACGAUUUUGAUAUCUGUGAUAUCAAUGCUAGCUGAUCCAAACGACGAGUCCCCAGCUAAUGUUGAUGCUGCUAAAGAAUGGAGGGAGUCAUAUCCAGAAUUCAAACGAAAGGUUGCUCGUUGUGUCAGAAAGAGCCAAGAAGAAUGUUCAUAGAGAUUUACCGUUUUUGUAUAUUUAUAAACAAUUUGGUACAUUAAAAACAAUUAUUUAAUUUUUGUCAUUUAACUAGAUAUUGCCACUUCGGUGACAAAAAUUUCAAAAUUGGAAAACUAACAACAUUUUUAAUAUGUCCCAUAUAAUAUACAGCUUAACUUUGUCAAAAUGUAGUCACUUGGCAUUCGAACGUUAGGUGCUAAAGCUAAGAAAAAAUCUUAUAUUUGAUGACAUUUGCGGAACCGUAAGUAAUUUUUAUCAAGCAUUUCAUAAUAAAAUUUAAUUAGAAAAAAAAUAUA
This is a messenger RNA of Rhagoletis zephyria (snowberry fruit fly), 1018 nucleotides long. It is a transcript of the gene Ube2g1, whose product is annotated as ubiquitin-conjugating enzyme E2G 1. NCBI's taxonomy places the organism in Eukaryota, Metazoa, Arthropoda, Insecta, Diptera, Tephritidae. The record is from RefSeq and is a predicted model, not a curated record.